Symbiodinium sp. CCMP2456 is the source of this 2280-nucleotide messenger RNA. The record is from the annotation of a GenBank genome assembly. NCBI's taxonomy places the organism in Eukaryota, Dinophyceae, Suessiales, Symbiodiniaceae.
AUGUCCUCCAAGGUGGCUGACGAGUCUUGGUUCGAUGCAGAGGAGGCUGCGACGAAAUACGUGGCGACGCCCGACAAGCCUGCAGUGAAGACGGCGUUUGCGGCGGCCUCCAGACAGCAGGAGGGCGGGAAGAACGCCGCCUUCAGAGUGGAGUGUGCCCAGGUGCGUCCUUUGGCACAUCCAACGAGGUGUGCCUCGAACGAGGUGAAGGCAGAAGUCCUGCAGCAGGGGGAGGAGCUUCGGGGGCUUGUUAAAAAAGGAGAACUUGCCAAAGGCGCCAUUGUCACGAUCCGACCCGAGCCCUUGCUGAGCGUGUGUAAGAAGCACGGUCUACUGGGUGAUCUCAGGGAGGCAGCGGUGAUGAAGGAGCUAGACGCAAAGGAAGCCAAGGACGACAGACAAACGUCUCGUCGUUUUGUGGUCCGACUUAUCUUCAACCUCGCGACCCUCUACCACAUCUUCAACGAGGAGGACCUUACCGCUGAGGACUGGCUAGGCCUGGCGAACGGGACCUAUGUCAGAACCUGCCUGCUUCAUCGUCUGAAGACGUACGAGGUCAUCGCCGAGGAGGUGCAGUACACGUCCUCUCCGCACUCGGCCAAUGUCCACGACCCACCGAUCUAUGCUCGCAAAGGGCAGAUAGUGUCGGGCGACAUCGUGACGGGUAGCCGGGGGCGAGAUUGGGUACAGCUCGGCGAGGACAAGUUCCUUCCUUUGAAGGUGGACAUGAAGCUGGUCAUGGCACCUUGUGAUGAGGACAAGGGACGCUUCAAGGUAUUGGCAACAACUCGACUUCGCACCAUGAAAAAUGAAACGGGCGGCAGAGUGAGUCGGGGCCUCUACCAAGACGACCGGGUUCAAGGGCAAUGCGUUCCUGCUGUCCUGAAAGGGGCUUGGUCCUGGCAACAAGAAGACUGGUUGCAACUUGCCGGAGAUCCUCCUCACAAGUAUCUCCGCUGGUCAGAUGUGAAACGUUGUGAGGACGCGACGGAUUUCAAGAUUACGGAACCUUUCGCCAAGUACUAUCGUCUGCUUGAUGGAAAGAUGUGCCCGCUGGAUGAGUUGCAUAAGGGCGAGUUCGUGACGGGUUGGAAGGAAGAUGGGCAGUGGGUUGUGAUCAGUGACGGAGCACAUGCCGGGCUCUAUGUUCCGUUGAUCAGGUUGGAGCAUGAGCACGAGGAAGACCAGGUCAGCACACUACUGCACACUGAAGCGGUCGAAUCCAUGCCAAUAGACACGUGCUACUCCGCCUUAGCGAUCACGUGGUGCCUGUAUCGCAGCAGCGGCUGGCAGCUCGAAUACAGAUCCCUCUUCCGGACCUCAUUUUCUAUGGUCUUCAUGAGUCUCCUGAUUCAGUUCGGGCUGCUACAGAUGCUUUUGCAAGUGCGGAUGCUUGCGGAUGCUGGGGGUGAUCCUCAUCCAUGCAUGUAUGGCAUCGGGCAGGCAGACAGCCUGUUUUUCCCCACGGGCUGGAACAAGCCACCGUACCUCGGACUUGGGGGUUUCAAUGUGACAGCCGACAAUCGGGAGACCGACUUCGGCCGCUACGAGCUUCAGGGCGUCACUCGCGACGCUCUGACACUGGUCUUUGAGCACAUGAAGUUCUUUCUCAGCGACUCGGAACAAGAGCAAGUCCAAAGUGCUGUCGCAGCGCUAGAUCCGGCAGCAGACGGCAAGGUCUAUGGAGUCGAGACUCACGUGUUUCGGUUUCUCGCGAUCUUUCUGCUGGUCGUGCAGGGCUGCCGCGAUUUCUGGAGUUGCUUGAUCCACUUCUAUCUGCUGCCUGGCACUGCCCUUGGUGUAGGUUCAGCCUCGUGGAUUCAGAUGGAUCGAGGGCAGGCCUCGGCAAAGUUCGUCGGCUACGCCAAGUCUGACUGCGUUUUGCUUUUCGUUGUUGGCAUUUUAGCAGUCUUAAUUGGUUGUGUUACGGUCUGGUUUGGGGUUGACUUGUUGGUGGGACUCACAACCGUAGAAGAUCUCCUCUUGAACUGCUUGGCCGUGUCUUUCAUUCUGGAAGUGGAUGAGAUCGUGUUCAGCAGCUUCGCCCCCACUGAUCUCGUUAUCAUGUUGCAGAAUGUGGACUUCGAUUUGUACCGCCAUGCGAAGAUAUGGAAGGAUGUUCACUGUUUCCGAAAAUGCCCAUACAUCCCGCGAUGGAUCUUCCCCAUCGUGGUGCCGGCGGUUGCAAGUCUGGGCUGCUAUUAUAUCAGUAUUACAAUGCAUUGCACGUUCGAUUCGAGUCUGCAAAGGUAUGUCUCAAUACUGAACGAUGAGACGUAA